GCCGCAAAGAACGGCGACCUAAAAGCAGUGGAGGAAUUUCUUCAGAAGAACAGGCCGCUGGAUGCACAGGACCACAAGGGCAUCACGGCCCUAGGAUAUUCCAUUGGUACGAGCCGCAUUGCAGUGGUCAAGCUGCUGCUGGAGUCACGAGCCAAUCCUUAUGCCGUGGACAGUAAUGGCAACACCGGGCUGCACUACGCUGCGGGCUACGGUCGCAAAGAAUUGGUGGAGUAUUUAUUGAAGGUGGGCAUUAAUGUGAACCAUCUCAACGCUCAAAGCCAAACACCUCUCACGGUGGCACAGAUGAACAAACAGGAG
This is a messenger RNA of Cladocopium goreaui, 318 nucleotides long. NCBI's taxonomy places the organism in Eukaryota, Dinophyceae, Suessiales, Symbiodiniaceae. The record is from the annotation of a GenBank genome assembly.